Messenger RNA from Pygocentrus nattereri (red-bellied piranha), 2629 nucleotides. RefSeq names its product thioredoxin related transmembrane protein 3b (gene tmx3b). Lineage: Eukaryota; Metazoa; Chordata; Actinopteri; Characiformes; Serrasalmidae. The transcript is spliced from 16 exons. The coding region runs from base 44 to 1435 and encodes 463 amino acids. The record is from RefSeq and is a predicted model, not a curated record. Gene Ontology annotation, biological process: peptidyl-cysteine oxidation. Gene Ontology annotation, cellular component: endoplasmic reticulum. Gene Ontology annotation, molecular function: protein disulfide isomerase activity.
GGUUACUUCCCCGUUUCCUGGCUGCAGCGCUCAUUCAGGAAAGAUGGCAGGAGCGAGAGCGGCGAUAGUCUGCGGAGCUCUCACAGCGGCUCUCCUCAGCCCGGUGGUGUUGGCCUUCGUCGAGGAUCUAGAUGACAAGUUUAAAGACAACAGAAUGGAUGACGUCUGGCUGGUAGAUUUCUACGCGCCGUGGUGUGGAUACUGCAAGAAGCUGGAGCCCAUCUGGUACGAGGUGGGAGCGGAGCUAAAGAACUCCGGGUCACCGGUCAGAGUGGGCAAGAUGGAUGCCACAGCAUACUCCGGUGUGGCCUCAGAGUUCGGCGUGCGAGGAUACCCCACGAUCAAGCUACUAAAGGGGGAAUUAGCCUAUAACUACAAGGGCCCCAGGACCAAAGAUGACAUCAUCGAGUUCGCCAACAGAGUGGCUGGGCCCGCGGUGCGCUCCCUCCCCAGCAGACAGAUGUUUGAGCAUGUCCAGAAGAGGCACGACGUGCUGUUUGUGUACGUGGGGGGAGAGUCUCUGCUCAAGGAGAAGUACAUAGACGUGGCCUCCGAGCUCAUUGUUUACACCUACUUCUUCUCCGCUUCCGAAGACGUCCUACCAGAGCCUCUGACUUUGCCUGAAUUGCCCUCAGUCGUUGUCUUCAAGGACGGAACCUACUUCACUUAUGAUGAGUAUGAAGACGGCAGUUUAUCUUCAUGGGUGAACAGGGAACGUUUCCAGGGUUACCUGCAGAUCGAUGGCUUCACGCUCUACGAGCUGGGCGAGACCGGUAAAUUGGUGGCAAUUGCAGUCAUCGACGAUAAGGAUCCAACAGAGGAAAGCGCGAGGUUAAAGAGUCUCAUACAGAAAGUCUCCAGCGAGUACAGGGACGACUUCAACAGGGAUUUCCAGUUUGGCCACAUGAACGGCAGUGACUACAUCAACAGCCUCAUCAUGGGCGAGGUGUCUGUGCCGUCUAUUAUCAUUCUCAACACGUCCAACGAGCAGUACUUCCUGCCCAGUGAGCCGGUGGAGAGUCUGGAGCAGCUGAUCCUCUUCAUCAGGAGCGUCCUGGAUGGCACGGCUCAGGCCUACGGAGGGGACGGAGUAUUCCAGAGGAUCAAGCGCGUGGCCUACGACGCCAGAUCGACCGUCAUGUCUGUGUUCCGCAGUUCUCCGCUGCUGGGCUGCUUCCUCUUCGGCCUGCCGUUAGGAGUCAUCAGCCUGAUGUGCUACGGGAUCUGCAUGGCCGAGUCUGACGACGGCGCGGAAGACAUGGAGAUGAUGAAGAGAGAGGGGCUGACGGACGAGGAGGAGGAAGAGGAGGAAGAAGAGGAGCGGCGCCAUCAGACCGCCAAGCUUGAGCGACCCGGAGAGGAGGACGAGGAGGAGGAGGAGGAGGGGGAUGAGGAGGUGGAAGAAAAGAGCCCAGUGGAGAAAAAGCUGGAUUAAUGCAGGGGAGGUGUGUGGGUGAAUGUGAGCGAAUGGGAGGAUGAUAACAGCGACCGAGACCUUAAACACAUAUCCGGGUUGAUGAUGAUGAUGAUGAUGAUGAUGAUGAUCUUUUCCUGCUCUCCAGUUUUACUGCUGCGGAGUUGAGCGGGUCUGUUUGACUCGUUUCUCUGUUUGAGUGGUUCUUUCUCUUUUGUUUUUGUUUUUUUUUCUAUUUAUGGGAAUUAGGAUGUGUAAUAUCUUUAAAAAAAGGUCUUUAAAAAUGAUCCUGAGCUGCUGCUCAGUUUAAGGGGUUUACUCGAAGGGAUGUGGGUGGAUGGAUGGGGUGGGAGGGGAAAUCAAGCCAAAUAUUUGGAUGAAGUGACUUUAAAUCUUAAGGGCCAUUUAUAGCAGUAAGACCCGUUGUAGUUCACCCUCCCAGUACACUGUGCACCUUUCUCCUGUCUUCUUUAGUGCUCUUUGAAAUGGAAUCCCUCCUCGUGGGUAAUAGCUUUUAGGCUUUCGGAAUUAAUCAGAUUUUUGUUGCCAAGUUUAUCUGGAUUUAGUUUUUCCUGUUGGAAUAUAAAAUACAUUGGUGUAUUGUGGCAGCCUCUUUGGUGCACUGGCAGCCUCUGACACCGCCUGUAUUUUUCCAUGCCGAACCCCACCCACGUCUUUUAAAUCAGCCACUCGCGACUGCUGUAAUCAGAUGGAGAACCACUUGAACCUCACAUUCAAGCUUCAGUCCACGGCUGAAUAGCUUCAGUCUCCAGCCAGUGGUUCAGCCUGGACUCCAGGCACCGCCUCACAUAAGCCAGUCGUCCCAUUUAACCCUUUCAGGAGAACGGAACUGGAAAUCUGGAGCCGGAUUCACAGAAAACUUGCAAAACUUCUUAAGACAAAUUUUACAAAUGUUCUUUAAUGCAAUUCUCAAAAAACCUCAUGAAGGUCUCCAAUAUUGUCUUAAGGUAAUCUGUUAUUUUCUUGUGUAUGCUCUGCUGCAUUUUACAGCUUACCGUCAACAUGAGCUGCAUUUGUUCUAACCGUCUUUGCUGGGAAAGGACCUUAAAAACUAUUAGGAUUGAAACCUAAUGGCUUUGCUUUCUGAUGGGAAUCGGCUCAGUGGUUUCCAACAGGCAAGGCCGGUUUAUUUGUGCAGCACCUUUCAUGAACUGCUGUGGUUCAGAGGGUUUUACAGAUCAGAAAAUAGAAAAA